AUGUUGGUAAAUAAAAUUCAGUGUUAUCAGCCGUUAAUCCGAAUUUAUGGUAAACGUCAAGUUCACGCACAACUAGCUAGAUUACAAACAGCUAAGCCUUUGCAAAUUAACGAUGUUGACUCAAAGCAUCCAGCGCAAACUGAGUCAAGUAAUAAAUCGGCUACAGGAGUAUUCCCGGUCCCAAAAAUUGUACCGAUGGUUCUCUCUAACAAAGAUCCUAUCGUUUUAUCCUUUGAUGACGUACCCGGCCCAAAAUCAUUGAAAUAUUUAUCGAGUGUGCGAUAUUACAUAUCCGAGAUCGGUACACAAUUUACAGCAGCCCUUCUCACGUUUGGACUCAACAUUAGCUCCUACAUUAGCAAUCGGAAAUCUAUUCGAAAUUUAUCCACUCUGUUUGAUGAAUAUGGCCCUGUAGUACGUUUUGUAAGUCCUGUGGGUGGUGACAUAGUACUCCUCAAUCACCCUGAACAUAUACGGAAGGUAUUUUCUAUGGAAGGAGAUUAUCCUGUUCGGUCUACUUUGGAGUCUUUGGAGAAAUAUAGAAUGGAGCACAGACACCACGUGUAUGGUGGUAUUUAUACUGUACACGGCCAGGAAUGGGUUCGUCAGAAAAAUAUUAUUGAAAACCCGAUGCAAGCCGUGAGCGCACACUAUGCCACCUCCGUGUUUGAAAUGUGCGAUAAAUUCACCCAGAAGAUAUACAACUUGCGGAACUAUCAAGACGAAAUAUCUAAGGAUCUUUACAAGGAAAUACACAAGUGGGCUUUCGAUUGUAUGGGCAUGAUGACAUUCUCGAAGCAGUUUUCGAUGAUAGACACCGAAGUGGUGUAUAGCCAGUGCGAUGUUUCGUGGAUGUACCAUUGCCUCGAGCAGGCGACAGACGCGCUGGACAAAUGCGAAACUGGGCCUCACGUCUGGAAGAUCAUUACGACUCCGGCGUGGUACAAGCUCGUCAAGUAUUGCGAUAGUUUGGAUCAUUUGAUCGGAAAACAAGUUCUGGAAGCUGAUCGGGAACUUUCAGCACCUAAGCCUGAUGAGAAAAAUGCACACUGUUUGUUGAACGCAAUUUUGCUCAGCGAUAAUCAAUUAACGCCAGAAGACGUUUCGACCAUUUUGAUGGACAUGCUCAUUAUUGGAGUAAACACAGUUGCAUCUUCAAUGUCCUACCUAUUAUAUUAUAUUGCAAGAAAUCAUAAGGUUCAGUCUACCCUCUAUCAAGAAGUAGCAAAAUUGUAUACCACACAAGUAGAUAACAUGUCAAAUCUUAAAGAUAAAACUCCUUAUCUUCAGGCUUGUAUAAAGGAAACUUUGAGAAUUGUUCCACCUAUUCCUCUUCUAACAAGAAUUCUUCCUAAGAAUAUAACACUGGAUAGAUAUAAUAUUCCAAGAGGAACCUUGAUCAUAAUGUCAACUCAAGAUGCAGCAUUGAAAGAAUGCAACUAUGAAGAUGCUCAAAAGUUCGAUCCAGACAGGUGGCUAAGAACUGGUGUUUAUGAUUACCACGCAUUUGCUUCAAUCCCCUUUGGGUUUGGAGCUAGAAAAUGUCUGGGACAAAAUAUUGCUGAAUCUAUGCUGUCCUUACUAACUAUUAAGGUAUUGCAGAAGUAUAUGUUGGAAUACCAUCAUGGUGAUGUGCAACCAACUCGACGCUUUAUAUCCAAGCCGAGCAAGCCACUUAAAAUAAGAUUUAUUGAUAGAAUGUAA
This is a messenger RNA of Leptosia nina, 1704 nucleotides long. The record is from the annotation of a GenBank genome assembly. NCBI's taxonomy places the organism in Eukaryota, Metazoa, Arthropoda, Insecta, Lepidoptera, Pieridae.